AUGAGUAUCAACACUAAAAGGCUCGGCACAUUGAAGGAGGAAGAGUCAGCAGGCGGUAGUCUAACCAGCCACAUGUUGAAUCAUGUGUCGCAAGACUGUGAGCACAAUGCCAAGCAAGAAACCUUGAAAGGAGGUCGCAUAGGUUCACCGUACGUCAGCGGAGCCAACGGUGGCUCAGCAUUACCGAAAUCGAGAUGUGCAAGUAUUUCGAGCAAUAGUGUCAGUACUAAUAGCAAGACGGUUGGACUGGGGAUUGCUAGACGACCCAGCGAUAACCUGUUAUUAAAUAUGACUGCCUUGGAAGACGACAUCAAAAAGCUAGACGAAGAAGCAGUGGCUUUGAGUACUAAUUUUGGGCUGCCGCCACCGAGGAAGAACUUCGCGGCAAAAGCUGAGAAAAAUGACCGACCCAUCUCAAACGAUUCGAUCGCUACUAGAACCACUGAGCUUUUUUCAUCUGCCACAUCAGAUGUCAAUUCGGGAAGUUCAUCUGUUGAGAACGAAAAUGACACUGAAAGCAAGGAAUGCAGAGAUGAGUUAAACGACAGCAGGAGCUCUACGGAUAACGAGUCGGAUUCUGAAACCUGCUCCGUGGAGAACUUAUCACUAAGCACUCAUUGUAACGAAACAAUUCGCUCUGGCACAAAGGGGCACCCCGAUGCAGUCCAAAGAACUAGAUAUUUCUUCAACAACGGAAGCAAGGCAACGUCACAGAUCUCCCUGGCUGGAAGUACUAGCACAAUAACCUCGCCAGUAGAGACCGCAAAUGAUGGUGCGUUGCAACGGCAUUCAUUACCGGCUGCAUCGCCGCUUUACUUCCAGGUAAACAGCACAUCGGCUAUCUUACCCAGCAAAGGACGGUUGACACCGUCACAAAGGUACCGACUACGGAAAGCUCAAAAUGAAACUGCUUUGAGGAAAUCGAUCAGAAGGAAGGAAAAGUUUUACGAAGAACAGGACAGAAGCUCGGAAUUACGGGAUGACUUAGAGAACAUACUAAUUUGGAAUAUUCCAGUAGCAUCGACUUCAACCAAUUCAUUUUUAACCUCGUCGAAAGAGAAUCGGAGAUCUCGUAAUAUGCCCUCGGACAGCAGUCUUUCGAGGACCAAGAACUCAGAUGAUCACUUUGCAGCUCAUCGAUUACCAUACCUUGAUUACCACGAGAUGCCGACUUCACCCAUACCGGGUGUUAAUAAUACCACGGAUUUCCAAUACAUGCAGCAAGCCACCCAAAAUCUAUCGUCGGUUUAUCUUCAUUCAUCCGACAGACUUUCACAAAGUAAACUUUGCGAGCGUACCGCGUCGGCAGAUUUCUUACCAAUUGAGUUUAAAGCAGCGAGCGAUCUUGGGUUGGAAGAUCUCAAGCUUGUUUCUGAGGAUAAACUGGAGGUAACCAGUCAUUCUAGACCUAGUUGGUUACCACCGAAGGAUCCUCAAGAGAGAAAAUUACAUGAAGAACAGAUUUCCAAGAGUACGAGUAUGGCGUCAAUAGAACAAUUAGACAGGAACAAGGAAUCGCAAGAAAAGGCCAUCAGAGAUGAGACUAAUAGACAGAAGUAUGUUCUCUUACUGGCGAGGGACAUUACGCGGAAUUCUUCCCUGCGGGACCUCAAGAAGCUCAUAUGGGAAACAGCGUUUAGCGAUGAGACUCGAAAUCAGGCUUAUAAUGACGUUUUACAGAGUAAUGCCAGAACCAUCACUGGCGAAUUUUUGGAGCCAUUCGAGGACAUGAUGAGGCUGCUGAACGAGAUGGAUUUCCCAAAAGGUAAAGAAGCUGAAAUCGAACAGCUAAUAAAGGUUGGGGUUCGCUGCAAGAUUGCAGGUAAAGAUGGAGUUCCAAAAGAGUUGGCACUGAUGCUCAAGCUAAAAUCGAUCUCGCAGCAAGGUCUGCAGUGUGGCGACGAGCUCUUGUUCCAUCAUUUCCUAUCGAGCAAGUCCUUUAGCUCGCUGGAGCAAGUAUGGGAUGCUGUCAACCUGGUUCAAAUGACAUGCUUUAACGAUCAUUGCAAAGAGAAGUUCAAUUCAAGGAUAUUGAACUCGCGCGGUAUUGUCGCCCAUUAUCUCCUGCGAGGCGACGACUUCAAGGACGAGUUUAACGCAUCUUGUUUGAACUCUUCCACCUGGUGGAACCUGAUGGAGAGAGUCGACCACGCACUUUUCAUGUGGAUCAUCGAUAUCAUCGUAGUGGCCAACAGUCAGUGUUUCAAGAAAGUUCCGGUAAGCAAGCAAAACACCAAAGACAAAGGCUGGGAGGACUACCGGGCCAAGCACGUAGUGGUUAACUACAAGAUCCUACUGUCGCUUGUUCUCAACGUCCUUCUGAACUACCAUUUCGGCUUUAACGAUCUCAAGAGUCUGUCGAGCCUUGAUGACUCAAAUUUUUGCAUACCGAUGCCUAUGGAUCAUCUCCUAGACACCGACAGCGUGAACCAAAUAUUCGUUCGCAAGUGGCUUCACUACUUCAAGAAAUUCUAA
Molecule: messenger RNA, 2475 nt
Organism: Torulaspora globosa
Lineage: Eukaryota; Fungi; Ascomycota; Saccharomycetes; Saccharomycetales; Saccharomycetaceae
Gene: SBE22
Product: Sbe22p
Exons: 1
Coding region: 1-2475 (824 amino acids)
Biological process (GO): fungal-type cell wall organization
Source: RefSeq, a predicted model, not a curated record